ACCAUGGACAAGAGCGCAGUCGAAGACUUUUUCCCUGGCAGCCACUGGUUAUACUUCUCUGUCUACCUCUUCACCUUUCUCACUGGCCUGCCCCUCAACCUGGUGGCCCUGAUUAUCUUUGUGGGUAGACUGAAGCAUCGCCCUGUGGCUGUGGACAUUCUUCUGCUCAACCUGACCAUCUCUGACCUGCUGUUCCUAGUCUUCCUGCCCUUCCGGAUGGUAGAGGCAGCGAGCAGCAUGUACUGGCCUCUGCCCUUCAUCUUAUGCCCCUUCUCAAACUUCCUUUUCUUCACUACCAUCUACCUUACUUCCCUCACCCUUGCAGCUGUGAGUGUGGAACGAUUCCUGGGGGUGGCCUACCCUCUGUGGUACAAGACUCAGCCAAGAAUUGUCCAGGCUGUCUUGGUCGGUGUCGGCUGUUGGCUAUUGGCAGGUGCCCACUGCAGUGUAAUCUAUGUUACUGAAUAUUCGGGGGAAGCUUUCCAAAAGCAACAAACCAACAACACCUGCUACCUGGAUUUUAGUGAUAACCAGUUGGCUAUCGUGCUGCCUGUCAGGUUUGAGAUGGCACUGGUUCUCUUUGGAGUCCCCUUGGUUCUUGCCAGCUACUGCUAUGGUCAAAUGGUGUGGAUCCUGAGCAAGGGGAGCAGUUGGAAGAGGAGGAAAAGGGUGGCAGGCCUGCUAGGGGCAACGAUGCUCAAUUUCCUCCUCUGCUUUGGCCCGUUCAAUGCAUCCCACAUCGUCGGGUAUAUCCAGGGCAAGAGUCCAACAUGGCGCGGGUAUGUGCUGCUGCUCAGCACCCUGAACGCCUGUGUUGACCCCCUUGUCUUCUACUUCUCAUCAUCUGGUUUCCAGAGGGACUUCCACAGGUUGUUCAGGAGUCUGAUGGAGGCUACAGGUCUUUGGAGAAAAAAUGGGUCAGGAAUACAAAGACAGGAGAAGGAACUGUCCAACAGUUAG
Molecule: messenger RNA, 960 nt
Organism: Trichosurus vulpecula (common brushtail)
Lineage: Eukaryota; Metazoa; Chordata; Mammalia; Diprotodontia; Phalangeridae
Product: free fatty acid receptor 3-like
Exons: 1
Coding region: 4-960 (318 amino acids)
Biological process (GO): cellular response to fatty acid; G protein-coupled receptor signaling pathway
Cellular component (GO): plasma membrane
Molecular function (GO): G protein-coupled receptor activity
Source: RefSeq, a predicted model, not a curated record